This is a messenger RNA of Cladophialophora carrionii CBS 160.54, 1074 nucleotides long. Its product is annotated as adenosine deaminase. Gene Ontology annotation, molecular function: adenine deaminase activity. Gene Ontology annotation, cellular component: cytosol; nucleus. The record is from RefSeq and is a predicted model, not a curated record. The transcript is spliced from 2 exons. Gene Ontology annotation, biological process: purine ribonucleoside monophosphate biosynthetic process; hypoxanthine salvage; adenine catabolic process. The coding region runs from base 1 to 1074 and encodes 357 amino acids. NCBI's taxonomy places the organism in Eukaryota, Fungi, Ascomycota, Eurotiomycetes, Chaetothyriales, Herpotrichiellaceae.
AUGUGUCAAGGGCAGAUGCACGAGUUUCUCAAGGCUCUGCCGAAAUGUGAGCACCAUAUGCAUUUGGAAGGCUCCCUCGAACCAGACCUCCUCUUCGAACUGGCGGCCCGAAACAACAUCACCCUCCCGCAAGACGACGCCUCGUUCGCCAGCCCCGCGGCCCUGGUCGCGCGCUACCGCCGCUUCACCUCCCUCGACGACUUCCUGCACUACUACUUCAUCGGCAUGACGGUGCUCCGCACGGCGGCCGACUUUGAAGCCCUGGCCAGCGCGUACUUUGCGCGCGUCGCCGCCGCCCACGACCACGCCCACGACGGCGGCGUCGUCCACGCCGAAGUCUUCUUCGACCCGCAAGCCCACACGAGCCGGGGCGUCGACUACGCGACCGUCGUGGCCGGGUUCAGCGCCGCCCUGACCCGCGCGCGCUCCGAAUUGGGCAUCUCCUGCGCCCUGAUCGUGUGCGUGCUCCGCCACCUGCCACCGGAGGACGGUCUGGAAAUGUACAGGCGCGCCAUCCCGGAUCUUCAGGCAGGCGACUUCGUAACCGGUCUGGGCCUCUCGAGCACCGAGCUGGGUAACCCGCCGGCCAAGUAUCGCGACAUCUUCGCCGACGCCGAGGCCCGCGGGUUCAACCGCACGGCGCACGCGGGCGAGGAAGCCGACGUCACGUACAUGGCCGCGGCGCUGCACGAGCUGCACGUCACGCGCGUCGACCACGGGAUCAAGCUCGUCGAGGAUGAAGCGGUCAUGGCCGAGUUUGUCGCAAAGGGCAUCAUGGUCACCAUGUGUCCGUUGUCGAAUGUCGAGUUGCGGUGCGUGAAGCGGGUGGCCGACUUGCCCGUCCGCCGCUACCUCGACGCCGGUGUCAAGUUCAGUAUCAACAGUGACGACCCGGCCUAUUUUGGCGGGUAUAUCUUGGAUAACUACUGUGCUGUGCAAGAGGCGUUUGGGCUGAGUACGGCCGAGUGGGAGCGGAUUGUGCGCAAUUCCAUCGAGGGGAGUUGGUGUUCGAGUGAGAGGAAGGCAGAGAUUACGCGCUUGUUAGAGGAUGUCAUGGUCAAGUAUCGCGAUUGA